AUGCAGUUUGACAUUUCUACCCUGAUCUCUUUCACUGUAUCUCACGAAAACAACGAAGGAUCGCCGAAGAACUACGAUAUUAUAGAGCUGGAUGCGGCAGAUUUACUGGCGAAGUACACCCACUAUUGCCAAGUCUGUGGGAAAGGAUUCAAGCGCGACGCCAACCUGAGGAUGCACAUGAGGGCUCAUGGGGAUGAGUACAAGUCAAGCGCGGCGUUGAGCAACCCGAUGAAGAAUGGAGACAAGGACGGCACGAUGAUGCUGCCGAGGAAAUACUCGUGCCCGCACGAAGGCUGUAGGUGGAACCGGAAGCACGCCAAGUUCCAGCCGCUGAAGUCGAUGAUCUGCGUGAAGAAUCACUACAAGAGGAGCCACUGCCCGAAGAUGUACGUGUACAAGAGGUGCAACCAGAAGCAGUUUUCGGUGCUCUCGGAUUUGAGGACUCAUGAGAAGCACUGCGGGGAUUUGAAGUGGGUGUGUUCGUGCGGGACCACUUUUUCUAGGAAGGAUAAGCUUCUGGGUCACUGUGCUUUGUUCGUCGGGCACACUCCAGCGACUCCUCCGGCCUGUGGCACGACGACGACAACGAAGGUGAUGGGGAAAGUCGAACAACAACAACAACGCCGCAAUCAGGUGCAAAUUAGAGUGAAUAAUAGGUGAAAGUUAAAGGAUCAUCAUUUAACUACCAAAAAAAAAGGUUCAUCAUGUGUGAAGAUAUAUCAAUCUCCUCUUUUUGUUGUAUUUUUUGUGGUUGUGUUGAUGACUUUGUAUUAGUUAGCUACGAUUUUUAGUGAAAAUGGGACAGGAAUUAAUGUUUACUGAUUUUCUUCUUUGUUAUUAAAGGGGUACAUGGUAA
Molecule: messenger RNA, 856 nt
Organism: Rhododendron vialii
Lineage: Eukaryota; Viridiplantae; Streptophyta; Magnoliopsida; Ericales; Ericaceae
Product: protein SENSITIVE TO PROTON RHIZOTOXICITY 2-like
Exons: 2
Coding region: 1-660 (219 amino acids)
Biological process (GO): response to acidic pH; response to aluminum ion
Source: RefSeq, a predicted model, not a curated record